GAUAUGACAUUUCAUUGCUGUUUUCUAAAGUUGUCUGAUCUGUUUGCAAGUGUUCGCCAUAACAUUACGGAAAAAAUUCGUAAUUUCGUGAUCAUUUUGUACGUUUUAAAGUGUGAUUUUAAUGCGAUUCGAAUCGCACAGCAAUGACGGUUUGUCGUGCGUGUGGACAAGGUCCUCCCCUGAACGGUGCCCCGUUUGAGAGCUUCCAAAAUCAUGCUCGCAUUUACCUUGCCCUGACGGCGAUCCAGCUCCACGAUCACGAAGAUCCGGACCGGCUGGAGCUGUGCUCGGAUUGUGUGGACAAGCUGAGCGAGUUUGACCGCUUUCGGCAUGUUUGCCUUCGGGUGCACUACGGACUGCAAGUGAAAACUGAGCCGGAGCAUGAUCUGCUCAAAGACGAAUAUCAAGGCAAGGAGCAAGCCAGUUCUUCGGACGAUGAGGUGGCAGGCGGAGAAGAACCACUGGAACUUGAGGACGAUGAACUCGGCUUCGAAGAAGUCAACAUCGACGAGGAAUGGGCCGAACUUAAGCACGAUCCGCAUGUCACUGGUAAUGCUUCUUGGCAGAACCCUUCCGUUAUUCUGACCAUUGAACCGAAUGUGCCCGACGAGGCCGAGUAUGUCACAGGCGACAUAGGGCCUCGUUACUUCAGCGCAGAUAUGUUGGUGGAGCUACUUCAGAGUUCGUCCGCUGGCCGGCAUAUUAUGGAAAGCAGUUCCCUGGGACCUCUUUCGAAGGAUAGCCGAAAUGAUUUGGUUGGCAUUAUUAUCGACCGACACUACGAAAUGAGACUGCCAACGAUAGAGGAAGUUCUGAAACAGUAUGCUGAGGCUAUAACGGCUCUGUUUCCGUAUGAGAUUCAGGACAUGUACUUUAUCGCUCGUGGUGGAUGUCGAAGAAAUCACAGCGGAAAGCUGUACAAUCGCAUUGCCAACAACAGGAAAAAGAGGGCCACAUAUCUGCAAUUCAUUGAAACCAUUUCGGGAAAUCCCCAGCAAGUGGUCGAGCCUCCUCCGAAACCAAGCUCGAAAUCAUAUUUUCUAAGCGCUAGAGUUUUGGAAAGCUUACUCAAAACGACAAUUGUUGGCCGAAAACUUCUAGAAAAUGCAUCGCUGGGCCCUUUAUCGAAGGAUAGCCAAAACGAGCUCGUUACCAUCAUAGCCAAUCGUCACUUGGAACUCAAGUUUCCGACAAAAAAGGAUGUUUUGAAGCAAUAUGCUGAGGCGGUAACAGAUCUGUUCAAACAUGAAACCAAGGAAACCUACUUCAUUGCCCGUAACGGCACCCGUCGAAAUCAUGGCGGAAAACUUUACAAUCGCAUUUCGAAUAUGCGCCAAAAAGCAUACAAACGUGAGUUGUACGAAGAACGACAUCUUGCGACUGUAUCGCAAAGAACUAGCAAUCCAGCUAAGAAGAUUGCUGUCGAAAAACCCGCUUAUGACUGGGAAAUGGCUUGGUUGAAACUCAACUCCGCACCUUGGGAUACAGCUUUGGAACUAUGGACGAGGACUUUCUCAAGGAGGAAAGACGAACUAACCAAUGCUGAGAAAACACCGGAGUUACUGAAAAAGUAUGAGUACCUCUACCGCAGUGAGCUCGGCUACCAAUUGAUAGAAAUCGAUUUCAAACAGCUCGCCGUCGGAGAUCAUGAAGGGCUUCGGAAGUGGAGUUCAAUUCUACCGAGUCUAGUGGCGCAUCUAAGUCGAUCCUAUCAAGACGAUCACUCUAAAGCUAUAGCCGAACAUUUGAGCUCCAACGAACUGGACCAAGAUUCCAUGAUCUGCGGAGUACUAAUGCUUCUGAAUCACGAACUGCUUCCAACGAAAGUGAGGAAGAACUUUAAGCCGUCGGUCCUCACAGCCCAGCAAGACGUAAUCCUGAUCGCGGAAACGGACGACCAAGUGAAGGCCAAGCUGGCAGAGUAUGAAACGAUGUACGCUUCGUAUGAGUUGCCCAUCGUACCGAAACUGGUGUUCAGAGGGAAAAACAUCCGCGAGUUGACCGGUCCGUACGAAGUGCACUACAAGGGAGUCGUCUAUCGGCUCGAUUCGGCGUCCCGAGCCGUGGAUGUGCUGGUAAAGUUCAGCACCGUCUUCGGGUUAGAAUAUUCCAGGAUUUGUCGCCUGAUCUGGAUCUUCAUCUGUUCGUUCAUUUACGAUUUGCCGACUGCGGAGCACUACGAGUCUAUCAACAAGCUCAAACGGUUGCUUGAACCGAGUUUGCCGGUGUGUUGAAGGCAGAGGAUAAUUGGGUAACUUCAGGGCGUGUUUUGUCCUUUUUCUAUGAUGAAUACAGCUGUAAUUCCUUCGAUCGGCCGUAACUUCGAGACUAUCAAAUAGCGAAUACCUGAUACUUAAGUCAAUACCUACAAGUAAGUGAAAAUUACUAAAUAAUUUUAAGAGAUAAAUCUCCAUCUGGUCAGAAGACUACACCAAAAAUACAAGUUUGAAACGGAUAAAAAGCCGAUCCACUCAAA
Messenger RNA from Aedes aegypti (yellow fever mosquito), 2476 nucleotides. RefSeq lists its product as uncharacterized. Gene Ontology annotation, cellular component: nucleus. Lineage: Eukaryota; Metazoa; Arthropoda; Insecta; Diptera; Culicidae. The transcript is spliced from 8 exons. Bases 144 to 2234 code for a protein of 696 amino acids. Gene Ontology annotation, molecular function: zinc ion binding. The record is from RefSeq and is a predicted model, not a curated record.